Messenger RNA from Penicillium paradoxum, 1707 nucleotides. Its product is annotated as cytochrome P450. Lineage: Eukaryota; Fungi; Ascomycota; Eurotiomycetes; Eurotiales; Aspergillaceae. Gene Ontology annotation, molecular function: monooxygenase activity; heme binding; oxidoreductase activity, acting on paired donors, with incorporation or reduction of molecular oxygen. The record is from RefSeq and is a predicted model, not a curated record. The transcript is spliced from 4 exons. Bases 1 to 1707 code for a protein of 568 amino acids.
AUGCAGAGUCCACAUUAUUUGACCGAUAAGGUCGAAUACUAUGGAAACCUGGUCAGUCCGGCCUUAACCACCAAGCUGGCAGAUCUGGAUUUCAAUACCAAACUUUUCGCCGCUGCUCUCCUUGCCGGCGUCACGUCUCAUGUGGGAUAUUUUGUUCGGGGAGAGCAUCAUAGAGGCACAGUGACAAUUGCCAAGACAUAUGUUGCAUUUGAAGUUGCCGUUGCUGGUAUUUUCGUCCUACAGAAUGGCAACGAUGUCAAGACGGCUGCUCUUCAGACGGCUAUCGUUACUGUUGCCUACUUGGUAGGAUUGUUUGGGGCAAUCGGCAUCUAUCGUGGAUUCUUCCACCCUCUUCGUCGGUUCAGCGGCCCAUUUCUGGGCCGAUUCUCCAACUUGUAUCACUCCUCCUUGCUGGGGAACUCUGAUAACUAUCGUGUCAUCGAUAAUCUGCACAAAAAGCAUGGCCAGAUAGUACGAACUGGUCCAUCCAAUUUGAGUCUGAAUGUCCCGGAGGCAGUUCAUCUGAUUUAUGGACCUGAGUCGGCGUGCGGGAAAACUGCAUGGUACGAGGUCUCCCUACCGUUAAUGAACCUCCACACCGUCCGGGACAAGAAACUGCACGAACAACGCCGGAAGGUGUGGGCACGUCCAUUUUCACCCAAGGCAUUGGUCGAAUACGAUGAGCGUAUCGCAGAGUAUUCAGACCUUCUAUGUCGUGAGGUCGUCAGUCUUAAGGGUAAACCUUUUGAUGCAACCCGUUUGUUCAAAUACUAUGCCUGGGAUGUGAUGGGCGAGCUCGGCUUCGGCAAGGGAUUCGACAUGCUCGACAAGGAAACUAAUCGCUGGGUUCCCGAUCUUCUCGAAGAAGGAAUGUCGGAUAUCGCGCAGUUCCAAGUAGUACCUUGGUUGUCAAUUCUUCUCCACAGUCUUCCCUUCGGCCCCCAAGGUCCCAAGAAAUUCGCUUCCUUCUUCACUGAACAAGCUGUGCGUCGUGUUGAACAACCUCCCACUAAGCCCGAUGUGCUCAGAUACCUGGUGGAGCAAUAUAACAAGAGCCCGAAGGGUCCUUCUGACUUCCAAUGGCUGCGCGGCGACACUCGACUUUUCGUCGUGGGCGGAAGUGACACCACCGCAGCGACAUUGACGCAUCUCUUCUAUUACCUUGCAAAAUAUCCAAAGGAGCUCGCUAAGUUGCGCGCAGAAGUUGAACCUCUCCUGAAAGGCCGAACCACGCUGGAUCCCAAGAACGUUGGCGACGCCAAGCACCUCAAUGGUGUCAUUCACGAAACUUUGCGCCUUCACCCUCCCAUGCCCUCUGGCUUCCCGCGACUCACACCGAAAGAGGGGAUUAUGCUGAAUGGCACCUACAUCCCUGGAAACACAACUGUUACCGUACCUCUCUGGGCUAUGGGACGGUGCGAGGAAGUCUACGGACGCGCCCACGAGUUCAUUCCAGAGCGAUGGUACUCGCAGCCAGAACUGAUCAAAGCCAAGAACACGUUCGCCGCAUUUGGCCUCGGUCCAUAUGCAUGCAUCGGCCGAGCAUUGGCGAUGAUGGAAAUGCGAAACGUCAUCUGCCAUAUUCUCUCGCGGUUUGAAAGUAUCGAAAUGGCACCGGGCGAGGAUGGCUCUGCGCUGAUGAAUCUGACCAAAGACCACUUCACAACGGGUAUUCAGUCAUUCAAGAUGGUGUUUAUACCCAAAUAG